CUCAGUGUAAGCUGACACAGAGCUCCCCUCCCUCUGUACCUUAAUAUUACUCUUUCCCUCGCUUUUUCUUUUGGCUGUGAUGGCCGUCCUGCUCUGGGCACGGGUGGCAGGACAGUGGGGGCGUGUGUGUGCAUGUGUUUGUGCAGAUGUGAGGACUGGACUGGGAGCUCAGAUGGAAGACUGAGCCCGGACAGCGUAGAAGGCUGAGAGCAGGUCAGAGCUCUGUGAGGUGCCCUGACUGCUGAUCAUGGAGACAAUGCACUGAGGGGUGAACCCUCAGCUCAAAUAAAACUACAGAAAACAAGCAAGAAAAAAAAGACGACCUACAAAGAAGAAUGGUUGCAGAGGAAGUCGUCAUUACACUGUCUGGUGGAGCGCCAUGGGGAUUUCGUCUCCAGGGAGGGGUGGAACAUCAGAAGCCACUCCAGGUGGCUAAGGUACGAAAACGCAGCAAAGCAUGCAGGGCUGGACUGCGCGAGGCUGACGAACUGGUAUCCAUCAAUGAUCAACCAUGUGGAUUGCUAUCCCAUGCCCAGGCCAUGAACCUUAUAGAUAGCUCUCCUGGGAUAUUAGAUAUCCGUGUUAAAAGGGCACCAGCUGCUUUUCAUUCUAUAGUGCUUGUUGCCCGAGCACCAUCUCCUCGUAUUGACAAGGAGUAUCGAGCAGUCCUGAAGGCAAUAUCACCAACCCAAACCCACCAUGCACCUGUCCGUGAGGUACACCGCAGUCGCUCCUCCCUGACCAGUGGCUUGACAUCGCCGCCUGGGAGUGAGGCCUAUUAUGGAGAGACAGACAGUGAUGCAGAUGUUGCUGGUUAUGAGAGGCAGCGACGCCAGAAAAGAAGGAGUCCUAGCAAUUCCAAUCCUGGAAAACCAGCAGGGCGCGCAUCUCCUGAGGGCGGGGAGACAUCAGAGAUGAGCGGCUAUGACAGUGCUCCUGAUGCGCAAAUUUUGCCACGCAUUUUAGAUAGAAACAGAGAAGGAGGAGGGGGUCUACCAGGGGUUGCAAGAAAGGAGGUCAUUUACAAACCUCCUGGUCCAGGAAUGUGGUCCUCCCAGACAUCGACUGAGACUUCCUCCAUCAUCUCCUCAGCAGAUGACCAAGGGCCACGAGAUGCAGUACAAGAAGAAGACAGUGGUUUUUUAGAGCGGGCCAAUGUGCCACUGGUAUCCCCUGAGAAAGCAAAGGAAGCUCUAUUGCUUGGCUCCCGCAACCAACUUGUGCCCAUGGUGGGUCCUGUGGAUAAACCCAUUGAUGAGGAACUGACAACAACAUACAUGGAAAAGGCCAAACAAGCCAAACUGAACCGUGGAGACACACUUCAAGACAAACAUGUAAAGGAAGCCAAGAGCAAGUGCCGAACUAUUGCAUCUCUGUUAACAGAUGCCCCAAACCCUCAUUCCAAGGGGGUGCUGAUGUUCAAGAAAAGAAGACAACGCUCUAAGAAGUACACUCUUACUAGCUUUGGUAGUGUUGAUGAGGACAAGUGUCAGGACUCACAAGAGGAAGAUGGAGUUUUUCAGGGAAGUGAAUCAGAAUUUGAUGAAGAAGGCUUCUCGGCUGUUCCAGACCCAACCUGGGAUAGCGAUUACUUGGAUAAGCUGGAGAAGAGAGCUACAGCAGGCACAGAAGGACGUGGGAAUGAAGUAGGGGAUGCUACGAGUCCUGGUUUAAGUGACACUGUGGGCAAGGGUGCACAGUUGUUUGAGCAGCAGAGAAAAAGGGUAGCUGAGCAUACCAAAAAGGUGGAGAUAGCUCAACCUCAACCUCCUCCACAAUCUCAAGCACAGGAGCAUUCUCAGAUGUCUCAAGUGCAUCAAGGAAUGCAGAUCCAAGUUCAACCAAACCCUCAGUUUCAGCAAGUUCUGCCACCUGGCCCAACAUCCACACUGCCGUUAAUAUCUCAAACUCAAGCUCCAGUGGCUAGUGAAGGACAUGGAAUGAUUAACGGGGACCUAUCCUACACAGCAGUUAGCACAGUAAGUAUGGUAAUGUCCCCUCCACCUGUGUCAUCUAAACCAGUCAAUGCCUCUGUGACAUUUCUGACAAGUCCUGCACCACCUGCUGAAACACCUCAACCUGAACAACCUGUGAGUAACGUUCUAAACCGAACAGCACGCCCUUUCACGCCUGGCUUUAUCAGCAUUCGAGCAGCAACAGCCCCUGUAACCUUCCGACCUACAGUCACAAAAAGAUCCCAACGUCCUGCAUCAGCAGCUGUGGCACCACCACCACAAGUCUCCUCUGCCCCAGAACAACCCGUUAUUGCUCCAUCAGUUAGUUUCUAUCAACCACCUGAUCCACCAGCAAUGCUCACAACACCAUACUCUGUCCCUCAAAGCUCUAUGGUCCAAUCACCAGAGAGCCUGGCUACCUCUCAUCCUCCAGCCCUUUCUACCUUUGCAGAGAAAAUGCAGUCUUCCCCAACUGUCACUGGUGCUCAAAAGGCUAGAUUUUCAAUUGUUAAUCCAGUAUCAGUGCCAGCGCCUCCUCAAGCAACACUGGGUCCAAUCCCUGGUCCUCCUUUUUCUCAAUUUCCUGGAUCAACUAACCCAACUGUGUCAGAACCUACGAUUCAAGUGCCAGUAGCUCAUGCACCACCACAGUUCUGUGAACCUCCAGUGGCUCAAAUGCCUGUGGCCUCCAACCCUGAAGCUGUAGCUUCAGCAGCACCUACUGGACGCACUGGUAUCUUACUGGAGGCUCGUCGGCGUGGUGGAAAACCCAAGCCUAUGUUCAACAUACCAGAUGCCAAAAAGAACUCCCCCAAUCCAGAGCUGUUGUCAAUGGUGCAGAACCUGGAUGACAGAUCCAGCAGACACAAGCAUGGCCAGUCAUUUACUGAAGAAGACUAUGAUGGUGAGGAAGAGGAGAGGAGUGGGGAGGCGGACACAGAAAGGAUUCCCCCUCCAGUUGCACCAAAACCUCGCGUAAUCCAUGAGAACCCACAGACUCUUCAAGCAGGAGGGAAGGGGGCCCAAUUGUUUGCCAAAAGGCAGAGCCGCAUGGGAAGGUAUGUUGUGGACACACCACCUGAAAUCCCUUCCCAGAGAAAUGUGAGCUUUGAAAAUACACAACAGGUCUAUGAAGGAACCUCAUUUCCCUCUCAAUGGAAAUACUCUCCAAAUGUACGUGCACCUCCACCUAUUGGGUACAAUCCACUUAUGGCCCCCUCUAUUCCAACAGGGCCUCAGAGGGAUGCAAACAAGUCAGAUAGCAAGGGGAAAGGGGGCUCCCAAAAAGAGGGGAUCAAGGCUCUGGAUUUUAUGCGACGGCAGCCUUAUCAGCUAAACUCUGCCAUGUUCAACUAUGGAGGCAGUGUUAGUAAUUUGUCGGCUAUGCCUUCUUAUCAGGCCCAGCAAGGUAACUACUCAACAAUGGUGGGAAGUUCAUUAACAACACCUCGGCAGAUUCCUCUCAAAACAGCCCGUGUCUAUGAAAUCAAGCGAUUCUCCACACCAACGCCCAUGUCAGCUCCCACUCUGGCACCAAAAGUCAUUGCACCGCGCUCAGCUACAACCCUUGGAGAACGUCUGAGUCAUUCUGGCAUGACAUCCCCACCUCCGCCCUCUUACGCUCCAACUCCAGAAGCAGUGAACCCUCCAAACACACUAUCAUCCCAACCCCAACCAUCAAAGCUGCCAAGCCUCCCAAAAUUCUCUUCUACGCCCAUUUCCCACCCUCUGCCCCCCGCAGUCCCCACACCUUAUACUCCAGUGUCACACACCACCGGACUCCGGACAGCAAAGCAGUUUCAGAGUGCUCCUGAACUCAGCAUCCUUGCAUCUUUACCUCCACUCAAACCCAACCCAGUUCAGGCACCAAAACCACAUUUUGUUGCCACCAAGGGAGGCGUACAACCACGUGUUUGGAAGCCAGGGGCAAUCUGAACAACAGAAAGCAUAUUAAUGAUAUAGAAAAUGCUUUGUUAAUAAGAUGAAGGUGGGUAAUGUUCAAAUUAAACAAAUCACCAGAAACUUUAAACUUAAGGGUAUUUAAAAAAAAUGGCAUUUCUAUACAGGAAAAAAAAUUCAGUUUGAGAAAUUAUUGUUUGCAGAAAGUAUUGCCCCGCUAUAGGUUACACAUAGAGACAGACACCUGUGGCCAACUAAAUGACCUCCAGUUAACAUUCUUAGAUACCUUAUGUUUGAAGAUGUGUUAUUUUGACGGGAUUCUGGAUAUGUUUGAUCAAGUACUGAAGCAAAGCUUGUUUUACAUGUUAUUGCUGUUCCAUUUUCAUAAGAAUGUAAUAUGAAUUUGUCUGCAUGUCUAUAGGUGAGAACAAAAUGGAUGUUUUUAAGCACCUCAGAUUGGCUUGAAUCUUGAGUGAAGACAAGAUUUUUAAAGGGUGGGGUCAUUAAGGUUGAGCCAAAUACCUAUGCUCAUAAUAGCUACAGCAAAAUGCUAUUUUCUCACACGAGUCACAUUUGACAAGUGACUUAACUGUCACUAAAGCUAUACCCGGCUUGUCACUUAAUAUUUCCUCUUCCAGUUGCUUUUUAGUGUCACACGGUUUUUCUAUGUCCAGUGUGAAUGCUGCAAAUACAUGUACAUUUUUGUUAUUAAACGCAUAAUACAGAUGAAGGAUGUGUAUUUUGUUUGCUUAAAUUGUGUUUUGGUUGUAACAGGAAGUUGAAUGACUGUAAAUAAGGCACAAGGAAUGAACGUUUCUGUGAAGGGAAGAUGAUAUAUGCCGGCCUCUUUUAUGAUGGUAAGGUUUCUGCCCUAUUUGAACAUCCCCUUUUUAAUCAUAUCUGUGAUAACAUGUUAUGAAGCUAUGAAUGACAAGUUUAAUUCCCACAGCCUGUGGAUAUUACUUAAGAAUGGUCAAGAAAGGUUUUGAUUAGUGGAACUUGUAUAAAAGCUAGAAAUGUUAUUGGAAGGGAGAUUUGUAGUUUAGUGUCUGUUCAUUCACAAUGGUUUGUGAAGAAAAUAUGGAGGGGUAUCAUAGAACUGUAUAUUGAAAGAUGGGAAUGUUAAUGAGAAAAAGUAACAAGAAAUUAACUGAAUGCUACUUUCAUCUGUAAAUGAUUGGUUAAGAAUUAAAGAAGGUUUUUUUUUUGUCUUCAAGCUUGUUUGUUUUAUUGGCUUAAACAACAAAUUGCACAGAAACUGUAGAUUUCUAGUAUUAUGUAACCAGAUAUACAAGUUAAUUUAAACAAUAAAUGCGAAAAGUUUGUAAUUUUUUGCAGAAUAGUAGUUUUUACUGACUAGAGCAAAAAGAUUGUUUUUAAGGAAAUAAAAUACAGUUGAAAGCC
This is a messenger RNA of Oryzias latipes (Japanese medaka), 5258 nucleotides long. RefSeq names its product synaptopodin 2-like a (gene synpo2la). Gene Ontology annotation, biological process: positive regulation of actin filament bundle assembly. The record is from RefSeq and is a predicted model, not a curated record. Lineage: Eukaryota; Metazoa; Chordata; Actinopteri; Beloniformes; Adrianichthyidae. Gene Ontology annotation, cellular component: actin cytoskeleton; Z disc; nucleus. Gene Ontology annotation, molecular function: actin binding.